Messenger RNA from Linepithema humile (Argentine ant), 5713 nucleotides. It is a transcript of the gene Ptp52F, whose product is annotated as Protein tyrosine phosphatase 52F. Gene Ontology annotation, molecular function: protein binding; protein tyrosine phosphatase activity. The record is from RefSeq and is a predicted model, not a curated record. NCBI's taxonomy places the organism in Eukaryota, Metazoa, Arthropoda, Insecta, Hymenoptera, Formicidae. Gene Ontology annotation, biological process: protein dephosphorylation.
UCAAAUAGUAUACCAUAGGCCGAGGGAUUAUACGCCACGCGAGAACAGGCGAUAAAGGAAGUAGACAGACUCUGGAUCCGGUUCGUGGAUACUUCUUUGGGGACCGCGCUCACGUGUAAGUUACAUGUGUGUGCGUGGAUCCUACGAAGGUCCAUAGGCCUGAGCAGGCACCACCAUAGCUAUUUCCAACGAUCUUUGUGGGAGCAGUCCGGUGGCGGUCGCUGCGCUUUGAAGAGGCACAUGGUUUCGAGUUCCGCUUUGUAAGCAGAUGCCAACGGAGCCAAAAAUCCGCGUUUAGUCGUUACUCUCCCUCUCUUCAUCGCAUACGAUUCCUGUAAAAUUCUCUUACCGGUUAUGCAUGUUUAUCGGAUUGCUUCUUCACGUGGUUUCUGAACGCAUCAUUCCUUCUUAUGGUAAACCUUGGAAAUUCGGGCAUCGAUGGAAUAAAAGUAUUCACGUUUUGUUAUCAAUACAUUUCUUAAGAUUGAAGAUUAAAUGAUAAUCUCCCAGAACAAUCUUGCCGUUCAGAAGAUCCCUGGUACCCUUCCAGUUUUAUUUGCUAGUUAUCGACGCCUGUACUAUAAUUUGACGACAAAACUCGUUGAGACGUGCUUGACAACGAAGGCAAAUUUAAUUAUAAAUACAAGCGAAAUGAUAAUGGCACAGUUCGUGGAAACGGACUACUGAUACGGAAGCCUGAUUUUUAUUUCUGAUAAAAUUGUCAGUCUCCGUAAAAUGUGAUAAAUAUAAAACUUGGCAUAUUUUUUUAUCAAUCAACGCGAGAGCAAUCAUUGCAUUCAUUAGAACAUGAUCCUUGAAAAACGCUCGGUGCUGUUCGUUUUCCUUCUUUACUUCCCUUGUUCACUUUGCGACGAUAAUGCGUCGCAAGAGGCAACGAACAGUAUACCACAUAAAACAUGGAACUCUGGAUCGAUGGAAAAGCACAAGAGCAACACAUAUUAUGAUUUUGCGUCUACGGAGAGUUCUACAAGCUUCGCAAACGAUUCCGAGUUUGCGGACAGUUUCGAAACCAGCUACAAUCCUGAAUCUACAGAGAAUUCUACGAGUUACGAAAAUGAGAAUCCUAUCCUACAAGCCAUUUUACGAACACAUCGUACGAGUUUGAGCACAGAUCCUGGAUCCACGGAAAAUCCUACGAGCACUUUCGGAACCAGCGUAAGCUACAAUCUUGAAUCUACAGAGAAUCCUACGAGUUACGACAAUGAGAAUCCUAAUUCUAUCCUACUGGCCAUUUUACGAACACAUCGUACGAGUUUGAGCACAGAUCCUGGAUUCACGGAAAAUCCUACGAGCACUGUAAAUGAUUUUGAAUCUACGGAUAGUCUCGGAAAUAGCGUAAGUUACAAUUUUAAAUCCACGAGGGAUCUUACGAAUCACGCAAGUGACGAUUCUGGAUCUACGAGUUUGGCAAUCACAGAAUCUGGAUCUACGGAGAAUCCUAGUUUUACAAGUAGUUCUGGAUUACGAACAAAUACGAGAGACUCUACAAUUACCGAUAUCAGUGAAAUCUCAUCUUCGAUUUCCAAUAUUACGCAAUCAAAUUCUACUACUGUGAUUGAUAACAGUUUUAACACUUCAGAUAACACGAUUAGUACUACGAUCGAUCCAACGAUUAACGAUCCGUGCUCAGUAAACGCAAGCGAUAUAAAUAAGGUAAUAAAUUUAAAGACGGAGAAUAAAAGUACAGAAUGGAUCACUCUGUCAUGGGAAUUAUGCAUUAAUGCAACAGACGUUAACAUGACCGAGUAUGUUUAUUCGGUCAAAAUAUGCGAAGCCGAUAAUAAUUUGUCUGACUACAUUUAUUGUAGUCAGACAAAUGAAACUGAUACAUGGUAUAACGCUACCGGUCUCGAUCCAUGUACAGAAUACAUGUUCAUCGUGAAAAUACUUGCGGAAGAUUGGGAAUCCGACGAAGUUUCUCUUACAGAAAUGACAAAUAACACAAUUUCCGAAAUCGGAGAUGUAUUCGAUCUGACUGUGCGGAAUAUCAGCGUUAAAACUAUACAGCUGGCUUGGCAAGCGCCUGUAGCAAACGCAAAAUGCAUAUCCAAUUACUCGAUUGAACAGUGCGACGAGAGUUCCUGUAAUGAGACCACAGUCGUCGCCACGAAUUACACCGCCAACGAUCUUAACCCAUGCACGGAAUAUCAUUUCACUGUUAAAACGGUAACGCAGACAGUGCAAUCCGCCGGUUUAAACGAGACCGCGAAAACAGCUUCGCCGAAAUUGUCAAGCCCGGAAUCUGUACAUAUAAUACCCGGGAAUUUUUCGCUAUACGUUACAUGGGAGCCACCGAAAUCCGAUACGAAUUGCAUCAAGCAUUAUCACGUGUCAUUAUCACGUGUAGAUCCACCACGUACUUUUAUUACCACGAAUACAAGUUUACAGAUUGGAUAUUUGCAUGCUUGUGCGACUUACGAGGUGCACAUCAACGCUGUGAAUGAAGACGAUGUGCACGGAGAAACGGCGACCAAAAGCGGCACCACGAAUCGAUCCAGAACAAAACCACCACAAAUGAUUGCAUUGCCAACGUCACAUGCGACUAACAUCACAAUAAUAUGGAGUAUUGACAAGGAUAACAAUGAUUGCCAGUUGUCGGCCAUAAUUACUGUAUGUAAUUACACAGAAAGAAAAGGAGAAGGCUAUGAUCCUGUGAACAAUUUAUCUUCAACGAACGUAGAUGAGGAGAAUGUGAACAAGCCCAGCUUCACUAUGAACACGACUGUGUCAGAUCUGAGCGCUUAUACGACUUACAGUUGCUGGAGUUACAUUGUUAGUAUCGGAGACUUACACAGUAACUGGAGUAAAGAAGUGUCUACCACAACAUUGCAAGACAAACCAAUCCCGCCUACAUUUACAAUAAAAGAAAUUAACAACUUCAAUUUCUCUUUGACUUGGGAAUUUCCGAAACGUUUACCCGGCACCUUAGAGCAGUGCGAUAUCGUGAUCGAUUGGGAACCACGUUACUCAAUCCCAGAUUGGUGCGCCUACGACGAACCGAAAAAACCCAUAUCUGUAAAUUGUAGUGUAGACACACUUACAUAUGAUUUUCAGGAUUUAAAACCAUUUACAACUUACAAGGUUAAGAUGAGAGCAAAAACAUGCGCGAUGGAAUGGAGCGAGUACAAUGAACAAAAUUUUAGCACCAAAAGCACAGUUCCAGGUGCAAUCACGAAAUUUAAUUCCUCCUCUAUUAUCAUCAGAGAAACCUCGAAGAAUCCAAAUGUAUUGGAAACGGUUUUAACAUGGGGCAUGCCAUGUUCUUUAAACGGUGAAUUUGAGUUCUUUAAUAUAUCGAUUUACGGUACCAGGAACAAUUUCGAGCCUCAUUCCUUCUUCAAAAUAUACAAAUGUCCGAAUCAUAUGUGCACGAUGAUUCUCAGCGAGGAGGAAUUUCAUCCGAAGGGAGAAUUCAAUUAUACCUUCACGAUAUACACCAAAGUUAAAAACAUCGAGAAUCUCGGGCAAGAGACGAGUCAAAGCAUACAGUAUCCUCCUGGCAUACCGCCGCAGCCCGACGAUGAAUACAUCAACAUGAUCACUUCGGGAUUGACGGUGCGACAGAAAACCACAACGACGGCUGUUAUUUUCCUGCCCCUGUUCCCCAUUGACAACGGCGACAUCAAAUACUACGCCAUCAUGGUGUCGGAGAAGGGACAUAAUGAGCAAUUGAGUAAAAGGUUCGAUGUGGAAAAGAACGACUGGCCUAAUGCGUCCUCCUGGAAGGAGGCGAUGAUGAAGGAAUUCACGAUAGCAUAUCAAGCGACGCGGCGGAGGUGGGAUCCUUAUGAAGACAAACUUGUUGUCGAUUAUGAUGGCAUAAGAGUCAUCAAGUAUGACAUCGGCGUGGACUCAAAUUGCAAGGAGUUCUCGUUGAAUACGGACCAACGGCUGUACUGCAAUGGGCCUCUCAAACCAGACAUGUGGUACGAUGUCAGAAUAAGAGCGUUUACUUUCGGCGGUUACAACGAUUCCGUCGUAUUUUCGAUAAAAACGAACGCGGAGCUGAAUAUUGUUUCGGUCAUCGCAGCUGUCUUCAGCAUACUUCUCAUGGGGAUACUGGUGACGAUGAUGUUGCUCGUGCGAAAAUGUUCGCCGUAUAUACUGUUACGAAGACUUUUGCAUUCUGACAUGCCCGGCUCGCCUGUGCCCGCGCCGUUCACCAGAAAGAAAUUCAUUAACCAUUGCCAGGAAUUGGUGGACAAUCCUGGGAAGUUGAGCAAUGAAUUUCGGCUGCUUCAGACUUUGAGCGUCGAUUUACAGAUGCCCACGAACACCGCUUGUUUGCAAGCUAACCGGAAGAAAAAUCGCUACUCUGAUAUUUUACCCUAUGAUUUCUCAAGAGUAAAGCUGGAAGUGAUAGAUAAUGAUCCUAACACGGAUUACAUCAACGCGUCAUUUAUAAGAGGAUACUCGGGAGAAGAUGAAUACAUAGCUUGUCAAGGUCCGAAGGAGGAAACUACCUAUGAUUUUUGGAGGAUGGUCGAUCAGUACAACAUUAACAUUAUAGUUAUGCUAACGCAAUUGGUCGAAAAGGGCAAAGAAAAAUGUCAUCAAUAUUAUCCGACGAUUAGAGAAACUUUCCGAUACGAGAACAUGACGAUACGAUGCACGAGUGAAUUAGACUUCAGGACGCACACCCAAAGAACGCUCAUACUACAAAAGGAAAAUAAAAAGAGGAGUAUCACUCAUUUGCACUUUAAAGACUGGCCUGAUCACGAUGUUCCAGAGGAUUUCGAUGCAAUGAUCAAUUUUUGUCAAAUUAUGCGCCGCAACAUUAGCGCUAAUAAAGAUUUCAUCGUCGUUCAUUGCAGUGCAGGAAUUGGUAGAACGGGAACGUUAAUAGCGAUCGAUAUCCUCCUGCAACAUCUUAGGGAUGAUAGGAAAUUAGAUGUCUUCGGAACUGUAUAUAGAUUGCGGCAUAAUAGAAUAAAUAUGGUGCAGAGAGAAAGCCAAUACGCUUAUAUAUAUAAUUGUAUAAAGCAAGUACUAAAAAAUCCUUAUUUCUUAAAAACUUGUAAACCACCGCCGGUUAGUCCAGUAUAUCAGAACAUCUCUAAGAAAGCUAAAGAGACAACGAAUUCAGACAAUAAUCUAGUCAACAAUCUCGAAUUAUUAAAAAAAUAUAAUAGCUCCAUAUCUAUGGAAUCUCUGGAAUCAAUCUAUAAUCUCUUUCCUUGGUCAACUGCGAGGAACACAAUAAAUAACGGUUUAAGACACUACAAAUCAAUGGGUGCCAUAAAUGUAAAGACUCAUCACGUUACUAUAGGAAGGUCUCGAACUUUGGAUCGUGUCUUUUAUAAAUCGCAGAAAGAUUCAUCGUGUGAAAUAAGUAUAGAAGGUUUACAGGAGAGCUUUCCAUUAUUACCCUCUUCGAAAUCAACUGAUGUACUUGGCGACAGCACGCAACAUGCAACAGACAAGACAUGUGAAAGAGAUGAUUGAAUUAAAUUAGGUUAUACGUUUUAAAUUCAUUCAGAGUAUGGAUAUUUUAUUAUAUGAAAGCAUAAAUAAUGUAAAUAUGAUGCGAUGACAAAAUCCAAGAAUUCUUAAGAUAGGAUUGAUAUGUUAUUUUACACAUUACUCUUUGUAAAUAAUUGUAAUUCUGUGUGAACAUUCCCAUAUAUGAGCAUAUGUCGCCGGAAUGUAUUAUGUGAUAUUAAAUAUAAUGCUUAUCAGCAUUGUUACCUGA